This is a messenger RNA of Peromyscus maniculatus bairdii (prairie deer mouse), 1844 nucleotides long. Its product is annotated as olfactory receptor 4C46-like. Gene Ontology annotation, molecular function: olfactory receptor activity; G protein-coupled receptor activity. Gene Ontology annotation, biological process: G protein-coupled receptor signaling pathway. Gene Ontology annotation, cellular component: membrane. Lineage: Eukaryota; Metazoa; Chordata; Mammalia; Rodentia; Cricetidae. The record is from RefSeq and is a predicted model, not a curated record.
AUGAUUUGAAUGUUUUUUGCAGUUUUGCUACCUCCUUCCUUGUAGGACCAGAAUCAGGAAACAAAUAUUAUUUCUCCAUAGUGCCCUACAAGUAUCAUAGUUCAUGCUUUCUUUGAAAUAAUUUUAAUUUGGGGGGAACAGAGGAAGAUUUUUCUUAUGGAGACACUUCCUUAACACAUGUCUAUUUGAUAGUAAAUUAUCUAAGGACUUUCUUUGCAAAUGUAUUCAUAUUUUUUCAUAGUAAAAGUUUCUUUUCUCUGGGGGGAGUGUCUCACUGAAGGUGGUUUUGAUGUGAACACUGAACACUCACAACCAUGGUCAAGAUCAUUUCCAACUGCUAAGAAAGUAAGGUUGGGGAGGAUUCUUCUUGAGUUCAUGACAGAGUCAAAUGUUUCUCCAUGUUUUGGUCACUCACUCAUGCUGAUCUGAUUUGAUGGAGAAAUGAACUCAAUUCUGUUUCUUCCAAGGCACAAAAGUCAGCUUACUAUGUUGGUUCCCAGAGUUUCCUCUUAUUCAAAUGACUUGCUUGUUUGGAAGUUAUAUUUUUAAUUACCUUUUAUGGUUCCUCAUUUCAUAAGUUAAAGAAAGAAAUCUUUAGCUUCACCGUGGUGGUCAUUACUUUGACUCUUUACCUCCUUGAAAUCCUCCACCUCCAGCUUUGUCUACAACGAUGUUGAUGUUUGUAUUCUUUGCACGCAUCUUCAUCCUGUCAUCCAUGAGUCAACUUGACUAACACAAAGUAUGAAGAACUGUAUUUUGUAUAUGAGAAACAACAAUAACAAUAUCUACAAAAUUUCACAACCGAGCAGCAUCUAAAUAUUAAUUAUGAGAAUGAAGAAAUUAAAUGAAGUUGAGGAUGCAUUAUUUUUCCUGGCAAUGUGACUAACUUUUCCAUGAAGCAGAUGGCGAAGAGGAAUGUGACAGAAUUUGUUCUCCUGGGGCUCACACAGAAUCAAAACAUGCAGGCAAUUGUAUUUGUGGUGUUUUUGGUCAUCUACAUACUCUCUGUUGCUGGAAAUUUGCUCAUUCUGGUCACCAUUACACACAGUCGAUUGGUAGGGUCCCCUAUGUAUUUCUUCCUUGCCUAUCUCUCCUUUAUUGAUGCCUGCUAUUCUUCUGUCAAUAACCCUAAACUGAUUUUUGAUUCACUUCAUGAAAAAAAGACUAUCCAGUUCAAUGGUUGCAUGGCCCAAGUCUUUGGAGAGCAUUUCUUUGCAGCUGCUGAAGUCAUCCUGCUUACCGUGAUGGCUUAUGAUCGCUAUGUGGCCAUCUGCAAGCCACUGCACUAUGCAACUAUCAUGAACCGAGUAGUAUGUAACCUACUAGUGGGAGUGUCAUGGAUGGGAGGCUUUCUUCAUGGAAUCAUACAGAUCCUGUUCAUUAUUGAUUUACCUUUCUGUGGCCCUAAUGUCAUAGAUCACUUUAUGUGUGAUCUUAACCCUUUGCUUGAACUGGUCUGCACUGAUACUCACAUUCUGGGUCUCUUUGUUGCUGCCAACAGUGGGUUUAUCUGUCUAUUAACAUUUACUCUUCUUCUGGGCUCCUACACAGUUAUCCUGUGCUCACUAAGAAACCACAGUGCAGAAGGGAGGCACAAAGCCCUCUCCACUUGUGUCUCCCACAUCACAGUGGUUGUCUUAUUCUUUGUGCCUUCCAUUUUUGUGUAUAUGAGGCCUGCAAUUACAUUACCCAUUGAUAAGGCAGUUGCUGUAUUCUAUACAAUGAUAACUCCCAUGUUAAACCCUUUAAUCUAUACCUUGAGAAAUGCUCAAAUGAAAGAUGCUAUUAGGGGACUGUUCAAUAGAAAAAUUCAUUCAGAAGACAAAUAAAUAUAUUUCUGUGAA